Messenger RNA from Danaus plexippus (monarch butterfly), 3458 nucleotides. It is a transcript of the gene alpha-Man-Ib, whose product is annotated as endoplasmic reticulum mannosyl-oligosaccharide 1,2-alpha-mannosidase. Bases 200 to 1912 code for a protein of 570 amino acids. Gene Ontology annotation, molecular function: mannosyl-oligosaccharide 1,2-alpha-mannosidase activity; calcium ion binding. Gene Ontology annotation, cellular component: endoplasmic reticulum; membrane. The transcript has 12 exons. The record is from RefSeq and is a predicted model, not a curated record. Gene Ontology annotation, biological process: N-glycan processing; carbohydrate metabolic process. NCBI's taxonomy places the organism in Eukaryota, Metazoa, Arthropoda, Insecta, Lepidoptera, Nymphalidae.
UAAAAAUCUAUAAAGGUGUAUUACAAUAAUUUAAAAUAAUAUAUUAGUAUCAGUUUUCCUUCAAAAAAGUGAAUUCAUAUACGAUGCAGUUUUUCUAUUGUAAACGUGGAGAUAUUUAAUUUUAUCGCAUUUAAAAGCAAAACUGAAAAUUCGAAAAUAAUUACUUUACAGUAUUAAAAUGGACAAUUAAAUAAGUGACAUGGCUAGCUUAGAUACAAGGAUAGACCUAGGAGGUCAACAAAAUUCCUGGAAUGGAUCUGAUGGCUCCUUAAAACAUUCCGAACACUUAAUCUCACAUAGAAAAAUAGUUAGGCGAUGGAAUCAACUUUCCAGAUUGCAGAGGUCCCUAGUAUACGCGAUUAUAUUAAUUGUAAUUACCAUAGUUGUAUUAUUAUGUACCUCAAAAACGUCUGAAGUGAUAAAUAGAGAAAAACUUACAGUCGAAAAGGAGUUGUCAAACGCUUCGUCACUUGUAACCGAUCCCCCACCAAAUGCAUCGCCCCUGAAAAAAAUUAAUAUUGACAGUGAAAUUAUACAAAAGCCAUUAUUCACAGGUCCGGGUAACGCUCGUCAGUAUGCAGUAGUUGAAUCAUUCAAGCACGCAUGGAAAGGCUAUAAGGAACACGCUUGGGGUCACGACAACUUAAAACCAGUCUCCGGCAUGGCAUUUGAUUGGUUUUCACUGGGUUUGACCAUAGUCGAUGGAUUGGACACGGCUUACAUCAUGGGACUUAAUGAAGAAUUCCAAGAAGGCAAGGAGUGGAUCAACAACGAGCUGAUAUUCACAAAGCAGAAGGACGUUAAUUUCUUUGAAGUGACCAUUAGAGUGCUGGGUGCUCUUUUAACUAAUUAUCACUUUACAGAAGAUAAAAUGUUUUUAGAUAAAGCGAAGGAUCUCGGUGAGCGACUGAUGUCAGCGUUCUCAUCUCCGUCCGGGAUCCCGUACUCAGACGUGAACCUCGGCUCGCGGACGGCUCACGCCCCUGAGUGGGCUCACUACAGCACCACCGCUGAGGCCACCACGAUACAACUAGAGUUCAGGGAGCUGUCUAGAUCAUCAAACAAUCCUGUAUUCGAGGAUGCUGCAGCUGCGGUGUCUGAAAAGAUUCAUCAACUGCCAAAAAAGCACGGCCUGGUGCCCAUCUUCAUCAACCCUAACACUGGUCAGUUUGCACCUCACGCCACCAUCACGUUGGGGGCACGUGGAGACAGCUAUUACGAAUAUCUAUUGAAGCAAUGGCUUCAAACCGGAAAGACUAUAACUUAUCUGGUGGAUGAUUACAUGACUGCUAUAGAGGGCGUGAGAGAGUACCUCGCUAAACGUUCAUCGCCAAACAAAAGAUUAUUUAUCGGCGAAUUAUCCUCUGGUUCUGAGGCAUUCAAUCCCAAAAUGGACCAUUUAACAUGUUUCCUCCCGGGUACGUUGGCGCUGGGUCAUAUGAACGGCCUACCCGACUGGCACAUGACCAUGGCCGAAGAAUUGCUUUACACUUGCUACCUGACUUACGCUGCCCACCCUACGUUCCUAGCCCCGGAGAUCACACAUUUUAAUAUGGUGAGUACGACAGAGGACAUGUACACAAAGACAGCUGAUGCUCAUAAUCUACUGAGGCCUGAAUUCGUUGAAAGCUUAUGGUAUAUGUAUCAAAUAACUGGCAACACCACAUAUCAAGACUGGGGAUGGCAGAUAUAUCAGAGUUUCGAGAAAUACGCGAAAGUACCAAAUGGAUACACAUCCCUUAACAAUGUGAAAUCUGAGAAACCAGUACUAAGGGACAUGAUGGAAUCAUUUUUUCUCUCUGAAACACUCAAAUAUCUGUACCUUCUGUUUAGUGAUGAUAGAUUUAUAAUUGAUUUGAAUAAAUACGUCAUCACUUCUGAAGCACAUCCAUUGCCAAUACACAAGAAUUAGUUUAAAUGUUAAAUAGUGAAUUAAGAAGUCUGAUUUAUUCCUAUUAUAUAAAUGUUAAAUGAAUAUUUUUAAAAUAUUUCAUUUUUAUUUAUGCAAUUGACCAUAACAAACUUCGUAUUUUUUCUUCAUUUAUACAACAUUAUCUAUACAUUUCUGUCUAUCUGAACUUUGCAUAAUUUAUGUUUAUUAUAUUGUUUUAUCAAAGUUAAUAGUAGGUAGGACAUAUGAUUAUUGUAUUGGAGUCUGCAUUGCAGUUAUAUUUAUCGUUUAAAUGAGCAUAUUAUGAAAUAUAAUUCGAAGCAUAAAAAGGCUGAUUAGAAUUUGAAGUACAUAUACCCAAUUACCUUUAUUAUGCAUUAUCUUUUAUGUAAUACAAACAUAAACAAUUCCUGUUAAAUUUGCCUGUUUUGUAAGAACUCACAAAUAAUCGUAUGGAAAUGUACAACAGAUGUACAGAAAUAUUAAUGAAUUUUCAUAAUUUAUUCGCCAAAAUAUCCUACACAUAUUAGAAUUUGUAUAAAAGACAAUAUUAUCAUCUAUUUACUUUAAAUAUUCUAUAUAAAUCCUUCUAUAUACUAUUUGAUGUCCACCCAUGUAUGAGCUUAGCUAUAUAAGUCGAUGUUCCUAGCACAUAAGAAACUAUGAAGUCAAGAGAAUUCUUAAGAAACAUUUAAUAUUUUUUAAAUCAAUAUAAAUUUUCACUUUCUAAUAGUCUCGUCAUUUAUUAUUCAGACAGUUUUAUACCAUUAUUAUCAUAAUAUAGUACAUACAUUAAUAUUACAGACGUGUAUUUCUGUGGCACAUUAUGUUGCCUUGCAUGUGUUAAUCAUGAUUAUAUUCUAUGUCUAUAUAAUAUUAUAUCUAUAAAAUUGUAUCACUUACUAAUAUGUACAUUAUUAACUCUAUAGAUUUUUUUUUUGUUAACAUAUGUCAUAUUAUUUAUGCCAAUUAAUUACAAGUUGUAAAUAAAACCAAAAAAAUUCUCGUAAGUCACUUAAAAUUUUAGCAAUGUAGUGAAAAAAAUAUAUAUUUUUACUUAAUAGUUCAGUUUUUAAACUAAGCUCUUAUUAUUUGCUGUAUUUUUCUAUUUCAAUUGAAAUGUGAAUGUAACAUUACUUUCUUAUUUAUUUAGUGUACAGUCGUGCACAUGUUGGCCAAAAAUAAACCCUUACACAAAUUUUGUAAUAAACAAAAUUUUUUUUUUUAACUGAAAUACCAGUAAUAUUUUUUUAAUUGAUAAUAACUUAAGUUACCAAAAGCUCUAGUUUUGGUUUUAAAGUUUUUGUAUAUUAUUAAUAAUUGUUUUUGUAUUAUUUGUAAAUUUGGUUAUUUCUAAAAAUUUACUCGAGUACAACACUAAAGUACUUACUUUAAAUUUACACAAAUGCAUUUGUUUUCAGAUUUUUUUUUUAUAAAUCUGUCUUAAAAAUUGUAUAUUUUUUGAUUAAAAUUCUUUUAUAUUAAUUUUUUACUUAUUGUAUAUUAUUUGUUGAUAUUAAAAGUGGAUUGAGAUAAAUAAAAUGGAUAAAAUUUUUUUUUUCUUAAA